CAGUUAUUGAACGUUGCAAGACUUUAAGGUCAAGUCGACUUGAAGGUCAAGUAAACGUAGUAUUGGGAUUUUUGGCCCUAUGCUAGAGUUUCAGUCUUCAGGACACCAUAUGGGAUCUGUCCUCUUAGAAGGUCAUAUCUCUGAUAAUGGACAAUAUACUGGAGACAAUUUGACAUUACUUGACGAACCAAUUCGUGAUACAAUUUUUAGAUCAGCCCGCGCUGUUGGUCAAAAGUUUGCUUACGUCCUAGUUCCACGCCAAGGGCAGGGGUUGUUGAAAGAAUGGGAUUUGUGGGGUCCGUUAGUGUUGUGUCUUAUCAUGUCAGCGCUCUUGCAUAGUAGCUCAAACUCAGAAAGUUCCGGACAUGGCGGACCAGAGUUUGCCCAGGUCUUCAUUAUUUUCUGGCUGGGUUCAGCAGUUGUGACUUUGAAUUCUAAAUUACUCGGUGGUGCAGUGUCAUUCCUACAAACCGUAUGCGUUUUGGGGUAUUGUAUUUUGCCUCUUGUUAUUGGUUUGGUUAUAUGUCGAUUACUGUUGCUUGCAAGUUCUAAUUCUGUGUUUGUUUUUAUCAUACGAUUAUUCAUUGUUAUUUCUGGGUUGGUUUAUUCAUCUUAUGCAUCCUUUAUUUUUGUCCAUCCUGCAUUGCCAAAAAAUCGUGUUGCUCUAUCUGUAUAUCCAAUAGUUUUAUUUUAUGUAUUUCUUUCAUGGCUUGUAAUAUCAGUUGCGUAAUUUUUCGAGAUUAUGAUCAUCUGAUUUUGUAAUUUUCUAGUAUUGUAUACUUCUGUUCAGCAACAUCUAUUGUGAUAUUACUGAUGAGAAAAUAUUACUUUGUACAUUACUAUCUGUUACUAAUCUUUUAAAACUUAUUCUUAUAUAACCUGUCUUUUAUGGUGUUUUGUGAACUUAUAGACCAAUCGCUUGUUAAACCCACUCAUCGGGUAAUCUCUGUUACAUUUGUCCGAAUACAAAUAUUUGUUAGUAUUUUCUAUCUGCGACAAAUAGCAUUCCCAAAAUUUGGAGUUAUUGUUUUCAGUGUUUUAUUUAAACUCCAAAUCGCAUUAGUCGUGGUUGGUUUAUUGAGUACUUAUUAUUAUUUCGUUAAGACUAAAUGUUUGUAAAUCAAUAUAGGCCUUUGGACACCAAGAUUCUAUAUUUCCUCUGCAAGUAUAUAACUUGUGGGACAGUUUUACUUAUGUAAUCUAAACCUCUCAUUAG
Messenger RNA from Schistosoma mattheei, 1216 nucleotides. Lineage: Eukaryota; Metazoa; Platyhelminthes; Trematoda; Strigeidida; Schistosomatidae. The record is from the annotation of a GenBank genome assembly.